This is a messenger RNA of Nematostella vectensis (starlet sea anemone), 2005 nucleotides long. RefSeq lists its product as uncharacterized. The record is from RefSeq and is a predicted model, not a curated record. Bases 1106 to 1438 code for a protein of 110 amino acids. The transcript is spliced from 3 exons. NCBI's taxonomy places the organism in Eukaryota, Metazoa, Cnidaria, Anthozoa, Actiniaria, Edwardsiidae.
GCAGGAGAUUAAGUGUCUUUCAUUAGUUCUAAAUUUCAUCAUAUUCGUUGGACUUAGAAAAUAUUUUCCGUAGUUUAGAAGUUAAUUUAGUUUCUAAACAUAAUAUUUUUUGGCUAAUAUCAGGAACGUUUUAUGAAACGCAUAUAAAUAGCUUUAAGAAUAUUCGGUUUCUUGUUUAACCAAGUGAUUUGUAUUUUGGCAGAAAGAAAAAGCGAUGAAAAAUUGAUAUUCGCAUUAUUUUAGGAUUACUUUGCCUUUAGCAGUAAUAAUAACAGCUUCACCGGCGGAGAGGAAGUCAGUCAUAUGCGAGAGGAAGUGACGCGCAAGCGUAUCUAUUGUUUUCCCUUCACGUGACUACCACGGCGGGCUAUUCGCAUAGCGUGUUUAGAAGUGUGACUUUGGUUCAUCUAACUUCUCUCUAAAUCCACGCCAAAAGAUUCGCUAUUUCUUUCAAUGACAUCAAAUCGAAUGGCAAAGCCUACCAAUGAAAACAUGUUGACCAAAUAACCUUCAAGUUUGGAGGGAAAGCAGAGCUUUAAAUGCGGGAAAUCAGCGACUGCGUGCGUGAGGUGAGAAUUCAACAGUGAAGACAGAACUCGCUGAAAUUAUCGCCGAAAGGGAGCCUCAGAGACUUUCAGGUAAGCCUAACUGAUCGGAACCAGUUCUUGUUUAUUCGUUUCUUGAUUAUUUUUUGUCUUUAAGGGCAACCUUUCGAGUUUAGGCGAUCUUUUUCCUCUUUGAGUAGUGUCUAUCAUUCGAUUCGAAUCAGCGUUCCGCUGACGCUAAAGAGCCUUCGGUUCUAUCUUAUCUGGCCAGCGGAGAAAUCUUAUAUUCUUCACAUGAAGCGCUUGUUUUAAUGAAUUGUAUUUUAUACAAAUCAAUGUUUUUUUUAAGAUUAUGCUCGGUUGUUAUUGAGCUAGUGCAUUGCUUGGCAUCUCUUUAUUUUCUGGUAAUCAUUAAGAAUAACUAAUCACAGAACAAUGCCAAAAUAGUCAGCCUAGAUUUCAAAUACCAAAUCAAUUGUUGUUAUAAUUAUUGUUGUUUUUUCCUGAGAUAAUGCUACCCCAGAAAAAAAAAAAACACAACAAAUGCAACCAGAUAUAGAAUGAUGAUUUUCAAUGCUGCAAUGCAUGUCCAUUUCAGAACUAAAAAGAGGGAGCAUGUCACAAAAGCAAAUGACAGUUAUGAUGCCACCUUAAACAGGCAGAGAAAGCGCAGCCGGCUUAACACAAAAACAACGCUACGAAAAAAGACCUUGAGGGAAAGCUCCAGCAUCAACGAGAAGAGAAAAGGGAAAUACUUUGAAAUCAUUUCGCGGACUUUAUGUCCUCGGAGCACACAGGGUCUGAUGGAGAAAAUGAGGGGUCUGACGAGGAAGCACCUAAACUGCUUUACAAGCAUAAGCUUCCAUGGAGGAGUAAGGAGGCCGAUUCAUUGAUGGCCUACUUAGAAAAAAAAGUUAGAAAGGGCAGGGGCCAGAGAAGCACAAACAUGAUGUUCAGGAGAAAAGAUGGUGCUAAUUCGAAAAGAACUGCACCAAUUGAUGCUCCCGAUUGGGCUGUGAAGCAUCAGCUUUAGGUUGUCUACAUGCAAGCUAUUCUUUUCGAAUUAGCACCAUCUUCUCUAUUUUGCUAUGAAUGAUGGACUUGUGCGUUGGCACAAAAAAUGUUAUUGUUGAAGCAUAUAGUGAUCCACUUUGAUUUACAAAUUCACAACGAUUUUUAUUACAACAAGUUCAUGAGUAUUCAGAUUUAUUAUUGAACUAUUUUCCUCGAAAAAACAGUAGAUGAGGCUACAAUUUAUUAUAUAAAGGAGAUGUGAUUUAUUUAGAAUAUUGAAAGAAUAUUAUUAAAAAAACAAUUACUUUGACCAAGAGCUGAUAAAAUAGUGUUUAUAGUAAUUUAUUUAUUUUGAAAUAUACACUUAUUGGACCAAACCAAAUGUAUAAAUACCGAUUAUAUUUUACUGAUAACAGAAAAUACAUGAAAUAAAGGAUUUCAGUAGA